Closterium sp. NIES-65 is the source of this 1404-nucleotide messenger RNA. The record is from the annotation of a GenBank genome assembly. NCBI's taxonomy places the organism in Eukaryota, Viridiplantae, Streptophyta, Zygnematophyceae, Desmidiales, Closteriaceae.
AUGCCGCCCCUAGUACUAGUCCACCCAUCCGUGCCUCUCCCCAUCGCCUCGCCCCUCCUCCCGCCAGCCACAUGUCCCGCUGGCGUGGUGUGCCCGACGGGAGCAUACUGCGUGGUGGACAGCCGCGGCUUCCCCUUCUGCAAGUGCCUGAGCGGGGAGGGCAUCAUCAACAACGGCGCGUGCAUCGGUGGAAUGAGCUGGAAGAUGGUCGGCACGAGCGUCGUGCUCUACAACGGCCCCUCCUUCACCAACUUGCCCGCCAUGCUCGCACCCGCCGUGCUGCGCUCGCCAGCACUCAACUCGCCGGUGUGUCGGGUGGUGCCGAAGGGGUUCAACGGCACGGUGGGGUCGCUGCGCAUCAUGUGGAGCGUGGAUGACAGCGCCAAGGACCACCUUGUGUGCGGCAAGCUCGUCUUCUGGGACAAGCCCGACUACUCUGGGUCGGCAUCGGUGUUUGAGAUUCCUGGCAAGUGGACUGCAACCAAGGCCGACAAGUUCAACUACGCCACCACCAGCGUCAAGAAGGCAGCGGGCGUGGUGGCGACGGGCAGGUCCUUCUCGUGUCUGGCGGCCGUGAAGCCGCCUGUCACGGACCUCUAUGCCACGGCGGCAUGCCCGCCCAACUCCAAGUGCUCCCUCAAGAACAGCUCCUAUGCCAGUCCUUGCUGCACUGAUGAUUUGCUGCAGCCUUUACCUCCACUAAGCCAUCCUGCCCGCAUCUCUCUGCCUCUCGCUCCCUCUCUCCCCCUCUCGCUCCGUCUCUCUCCCUCUGUCUCGCGCUCCCUCCCUCUUUUCCCUCUCCCUCUCUCCCACUUGCUCCCCCUCUCUCUCCCACUUGAUCCCCCUCUCUCCCACUGGCUCCCUCUCUCUCUCGCACUGACUCCUCCUCUCUCUUCCUCUCUCUCCCACUCGCUCCCCCUCUCUCUUCCUCUCUCCCCAUCUCUCUCCCUCUCUCUCCCAUUCUCUAUCCAACGUCACAUGCACGAGAUGUCUGGAGUCGUUCCCGACGUGGCUGACGUGGCCAUCAGCAUCUACAGCGCGCUGAACCUGGGUGGCAAGAAUCCUCCCUACGUCUUCCGUCUCAAGCCGAACAAGAGUGUCAACAUUCCGAUUGGCGUGCUUACGAGCAGCAAGUCGGUGGGCAUGCUAUUCCGUGCGCCGAGGUCGAACCUGAGGUGCACAUCCGUUAUCAUCUACGACACGUCUCUCUCUCUCUCUCUCUCUCUCUCUCUCUCUCUCUCUCUCUCUCUCUCUCUCUCUCUCUCUCUCUCUCUCUCUCCCCCUCUCUCUCCCCCCCUCUCUCUCCCCCCCUCUCUCUCCCCCCCUCUCUCUACCCUCUCGCUCUCCCCUCUCUCUCUCCCCCUCUCUCCUCCUCUGCUAGCCUGCCCUCCAACUUGUCUCUAA